GACCCAGCUCUGCUGCUGCUCCAUGCCAGGGUGUGGGUGGGCCUCUGGCACACCCAGCAACCCACCAACGCAAAUAGCCAGUGGCUCUUCUCCACCCCACUCCCCUCCUGGCUCCUGCAUGGGCUCCAAUUUCUCGGCGUCAGCCUCAGCCAGCGCUCAGCUGUCGGUUCCCCUCUGGCCUGUCACUCCUGCUCUCCACGGGACUGGGGCAGCUGCCCCCCUCCCUGCGCGCCCGGCACAGAGGGCUGGGGGCUCUGCAGCCAACGGGGCCCCAGCGUCGGCCACCCUUUGCUGGGUUUUUCAUCGCAGGACAAGAACUCCAAACAGCGUAAGUAAUUCCGUACACGGCUCCCCCUCGUUGUGACCAGUGACCCCCAUGGGCCCCUGCGCCACUCACGUUGCUGCAGGACCCCAGGGCUCUUUACUUUUGCAGUACCCCUUUCCCCAGGACUCCCCAGCUUCCCAUCAAUGUUCCCCUGAUGGUCGCCCUGGCUGGUUUCCACAGGGGCAUGGGGGGGCCUUAUGUUAGGUAUCACCAAAAAUAGCGAUGUCCGGUUGUAAGGACUGUGGAGAUGGUUGACAGUCAGAGGUGGAAUUGGGCAUGUUUUGAGGGAUGCAGCAGCAGAUCCUGCCCCCAUGGUAGCAUGCAGCUGUGGAGGAGAAAGCAGGGCUGUGCAGGGAUGCCAGACAGCAUCACAGGCAUUCUUGUCUAGAGGGCCAAGAGCAGCACCAUUUCCAGUUUAAUCAUGGGAUGAAGAUGUCUAGGCAGAGGUGGACACGUGCAGGUAGCCCAAGGUCUGGCUCACAGCACCUGGUACUGUGUCCACCAAGCAAGCAGCAGCGCUGUUGCAUGCUAGGCUUGGGAGCCUGCUGUUCUCCAGCCUACACAACAGGGCCCAGUGGGGGUACCCCAGGGUCCUGGAACUCGCCCGCAGCAGAACUGGCCCUUGCUGGGGCAGAGGGAGGAGGCACUGUCUCAGGAGAUGCUUCCCAUCCAGCAAGGUCUUGUGGCUCCUGCCUCUACGGGGCACCCGCAGUGCGAACAGCCCCAGCCAACAUGAUGUGUCUCUUUUCCCCUUGUAGCAUGACAGAGAAGGAAGUGCCGGAUCCACCAGCUUCACCUGCGUCAGGUGGGAAACCCAAGAGCCGGCUACAGAAGCUGAAGCAACUUUUCCAGCGAAAGCCCAAGGAGACAGCACCAGAGCCACAGCCUAAUGGGGAGCUGGUCAGCCCCUCAGGGGGACCCAUCUACUACAUCUAUGAGGAGGAGGAAGAGGAGGAAGAGGAGGAGGAACCUGAGCCCCCUCCCGAGCCCCAGAAACUUGUCAAUGACAAACCCCACAAGUUCAAAGAUCAUUACUUCAAAAAGCCCAAGUUCUGUGAUGUUUGUGCCCGCAUGAUUGUCCUCAACAACAAAUUUGGCCUGAGAUGCAAGAACUGCAAAACCAACAUCCACCACCACUGCCAGUCCUACGUGGAGAUGCAGCGCUGCUUUGGCAAAAUUCCCCCAGGGUUUCGCCGGGCAUACAGCUCGCCGCUCUACAGUGACCAGCAAUAUGCCUGUGUCAAGGAGCUGCUCUCGGCAGCCAACAGGAGCGACCCCGUGUUCGAGACCCUGCGGACAGGCGUCAUUAUGGCCAACAAGGAACGCAAGAAAGGGCAGGAUGACAAGAAAAAUCUCUCUGCCUUGCAGCCUUUAGCUGCUAUGAUGGAUGAGGAACCCGAGGCCACGAAGCCAGAAGGCAGCAAAACCGAGGGUGGCACUUCUGAAGGGGACAAGAAGACUGAGAAGAGCCCAACAGAUGACAAGAACAAGAAGCCACAGCCAGGGAUUCGUGGUGGCUACCUGCAGUCUCACUAUUUUGUGGCACUUUAUCGCUUCAAAGCCCUGGAGAAAGAUGACCUGGAUUUCCCGCCAGGGGAGAAGAUCACAGUGGUCGAUGACUCCAAUGAGGAGUGGUGGCGGGGGAAAAUCGGUGAAAAAAUUGGCUACUUCCCUCCAAACUUCAUCAUCAGGGUGCGGGCAGGCGAGCGGGUGCACAAGGUGACACGCUCCUUCGUGGGCAACCGGGAGAUUGGGCAGAUCACCCUCAAGAAGGAUCAGAUCGUGGUGCAGAAGGGCGAGGAGGUGAAUGGUUACGUGAAAGUCUACACCGGCCGCAAAGUGGGGCUCUUCCCUGUGGACUUCCUGCAGGAGAUCUGACUGAGGCAGGGUCCCAGGGCCCCCCAGCUCGGGGGACAGAGAGGCCCUGGCUGCAGGGAGCUGCUGGGGAUGGGGAUGGGGAUGGGGAUGGGGAUGGGGAUGGGGAUGGGGAGGGCAGUCCCUGCUGCCUGCAGCAACAGCAUCUCCGGUGAGGACCAUCUCUGCCAGGACCAGAGCAGGCCUGGGGUGUGGGAGGUGCCUCUCGGGCCGUUUCCCCCAUGGGGUUUUUGGUGCCUUCGGAGACACGAGGUGCAAGGAGGGGGUGCGCCCCCAGACUCGCUUUGGAGGCUACCUGGCCACCUCUGCCUGAAGAGGUGGGUGCUGCGGGGGUGCCGAUGUCGCCCUGUGCCGCGGCUCUGGGCUCUGUAAUGCUGUGUUUUGACAAUACAUGUCUUGCUCCCACA
Tyto alba (common barn owl) is the source of this 2607-nucleotide messenger RNA. RefSeq names its product SH3 and cysteine rich domain 3 (gene STAC3). The record is from RefSeq and is a predicted model, not a curated record. Bases 752 to 2203 code for a protein of 483 amino acids. Gene Ontology annotation, biological process: positive regulation of voltage-gated calcium channel activity; positive regulation of protein localization to plasma membrane; skeletal muscle contraction. NCBI's taxonomy places the organism in Eukaryota, Metazoa, Chordata, Aves, Strigiformes, Tytonidae. Gene Ontology annotation, cellular component: extrinsic component of cytoplasmic side of plasma membrane. The transcript is spliced from 11 exons. Gene Ontology annotation, molecular function: protein binding.